Ruditapes philippinarum (Manila clam) is the source of this 2559-nucleotide messenger RNA. Its product is annotated as phosphatidylglycerophosphatase and protein-tyrosine phosphatase 1-like. Gene Ontology annotation, molecular function: phosphatidylinositol-4,5-bisphosphate 5-phosphatase activity; protein tyrosine/serine/threonine phosphatase activity; phosphatidylglycerophosphatase activity. Lineage: Eukaryota; Metazoa; Mollusca; Bivalvia; Venerida; Veneridae. The coding region runs from base 399 to 965 and encodes 188 amino acids. The transcript is spliced from 5 exons. The record is from RefSeq and is a predicted model, not a curated record. Gene Ontology annotation, biological process: protein dephosphorylation.
AACGUGUCCAUCGUAGAAGCAUUACAGUACAGAAAUCGGAUACCGCCAUUUGUAAACUACAACGAUUAUCUCCCCUAGAUUUAAAUACACCAUUUUAUGCUAGAUGUCAAAUUUUCGGUAAAAAUCCAGAAGCUAAAUUCUACAUCAAUGGCAAUGACAUUAACAUCAUCUUGAUAAAACCACCAAGGAGGUGUACAUUAAAGGUUGGAUUGGUACCUUGCUUUCCUUAACUUUCUAAAACAGUAAUAAACAGAGAAAGACAACAUAAGAAAUACUUUUUUUGGUACCGGGUAUAUAUACAUUUAUAUAAGCAAGUUUGUUGCAUGUAAAAUUAGUACAAUAGAUAACUGUUUGCACACAGAAUGUUUGCAAAGAACUGUACUAAUUGAAGCUUCAUCAUGAGUUUAAUGAAUAAGGUUGCCUUCUACCCAACUCUCUUCUACAAUGUGGUGAUGGCCCAGGUGACUGGCAGGAACUGGUAUGAUAGAAUAGAUGAGACUGUUUUACUUGGAGCACUACCAUUCAGAGGAAUGACAAAAUGGUUAGUAGGAGAAGAGAAUGUUAAAGGCGUGAUAACACUGAAUGAGGAUUGGGAACUUGAGCAGUUUUGUAAUACCACUGAGGAAUGGGAGAAGGCUGGUGUAAAGCAGUUGAAGAUACCUACUGUAGAUUUUACUGCCAGUCCAAGUCAGGAAAAUAUUGGAAAGGCUGUUGCAUUUAUUGAGGAUUAUCGUAACAAAGAUUUAGGCAGCGUGUAUGUUCACUGUAAGGCUGGACGAACCCGUAGUGCAACCAUUGUAGCAUGCUAUCUAGUCAAAAUCCAUGGAUGGUCACCAGACAAGGCAGUGGAAUUUAUCCAGGAGAAAAGACCUCAUAUAUGGUUACGUGACAAACAACUUGAUUCCAUUAAUGUAUUUUCGAAGAUGUGCAAUAAUAAUAAUAAUAACCCACCAUCGGGUGCUUAACUUAUGUGUAGUAUGACAUUUAUAGUACAUUUAGUAUUAAUGGUUUAUCAGAAUAAAGUCUGUUACAGCUUGGCGACAUUUUUAGCUUGACUAUUUGAAGAACAGGGAGAGCUAUUGUGCUAACAAAGACAUUGGUGUUACACUUUGGUUUAAGUUUUUGCAUCCACAACAACUGAAGGGAAGAGGCUGAAUCUUCACACACUUAUUUUAGAUUAUAAUAGAUCGCUAUCCAAGGUCCUUAACCCUAAUUUGAAUUUUGACAGAAUUAUAGCCCUUUCAUUUAGAAAAUUCUACGUUGUUGAGGCUCUUAUAGAAUAGUCAAGCACACCAACCAAUAGCUCUUUUUAUUUUAAUUUUUCUUGCACUUUGGCAUGUAUUUCCAUGCAACAAAAUUAAGGAAUACAAUGCAAUAAAAUUAAGUUCCUUAAGUUCUUGUUCUUUUACUUUUGAAAUUCUUACACUACAUUUAAAAUAUAGUUAUACAUGUAAUAGUAUAUGUCUGAUGCAAACAAUUAUAAGUGAAUGUUUCAAUACAGGCCCCACCUCAGUCAAACAUUGUUAAAAGAAGAAAACUAAUUUUGAUAAUUCAGUUAUUUGCCACACCCAUGACGUGAUAUUCUACAGCAGUUGUUGUAGAUUAUCACGUCAUGGGUGUGGCAAUUUUACUACCAGAUUUUCAAUUUUCAGAGAUAUAAUUAAAGCUAAGAGGUACUUUGAAUGUGUAAAUGUGAUGAAAUUGAUCACUAGCAUAUUAUUUUUGUCCAGACAGUUUACUUGCUGACUUCUGACAACUUAAACUUAAGCCACAACAUUGUUUUAUUCUAAAGCUAACAGCUAGAGUUAAUGAAAAGUCAUCUUGACCUUUAACUAAUUUUGACUUUUAUGUUGGUCCUGAAAUUUUUUAUUCCAUGAUCUAAAAAGCUAGUGAUUGAAAUAUUACUUCAAUAAUCAAUAAUGACUUCACUGGAUAUCUCUAAUAUAAAUGGAAACAUUUAAAGUUGCUUGCCACCAGAAGAGCCACAAUAUUUUUAAAAAAUCAACUUUAGGAAAAAUGAACUUUGAAAAUAAAAACAAUAAAUGAUAUAGAAAAUAUUCAAAAUUGAUGUAAUGAUUUACAUGUUAUAUGCAAUGAAUGAAUGUUUUUUCCCCCAGUAAUUGUCACCAUAUUUCUACUGCAUGACAAAUGCAAUAAGGGCUAUUUUUGCGCAUUUUGACCUUUAUUUGGUAAUUUACUUGGAUUGAAUGUGCCAUUUGCAAUGUGUAAAUUACUUUCUUUGUUCACUUGACAAUAUUUUAUUUUUCAAUACAUUUUCAAAAUUUUCAAGAAAAUAAGCAUGAAUCCAGAGGCUUUAAGUGUGUUGGUACUUUUACUUUGCAAAAAUUUAACUGUUGGCUUAUCAGUAGCAUAAGUGGUGGCUAUGAAACACAGAUAUAUAAAUCUUUUUUGCUCAGGUUUUUAUUUAUUACAUUUUUAUUUAGGAUGGAUAUUAUUGCAAAUAUUUACAUACUUAGAAAUGAAGUGUAAAUUACAGGAAUGUCUUUCACAUGCUUUUUGUAUUACAUAAGUACCGUUGAAAUAAAUAAAGCAAAAAGA